Stegostoma tigrinum is the source of this 5139-nucleotide messenger RNA. RefSeq names its product WW domain-binding protein 1-like. The record is from RefSeq and is a predicted model, not a curated record. Lineage: Eukaryota; Metazoa; Chordata; Chondrichthyes; Orectolobiformes; Stegostomatidae. The coding region runs from base 461 to 1297 and encodes 278 amino acids. The transcript has 4 exons.
GCUCCUGAGAUGCUGCUUGGCCUGCUGUGUUCAUCCAGCCUCACACUUUGUUAUCUAACCAUUCUCAGCCCAUUUAUCAGCACUUGGCCUACAACCUCGAAUGCCUUGGUGUUGCCAAUGCUCUGGAAGUGGAAGGAGACAAUCAUGGCAAAAGUUUAGAUAUUAAGUGCUAAAUAUUAGCACCCUCCAUUUUCAAGACCACAUCAGGCUGACUGGUGCAGAAAAUUGUGUGAAAUGUCAUUAUACUGCCUUUCAGAAGGGAAGCCAUUAAUUGUUGUCCAAUGUUUUGUUGAACACUGGUCUUUUCAUUUGUUUGAACCUCACUGUAGUCAUGAAUGGCUCAGAACAGUAGGCUCCAGAAAUAUCCCCAUCCUCAACGAUGUAGAAGUCCAGCACAUCAGUGCAAAAGGAAAGGCUGAAGCAGUUGUAAACAUUUUCUUCAGCCAGAAGUGCUGAGUGGAUGGUCCAUUUCAGCCUCCUCCAGAGGUCCCUACCAUUACAGGCCAGGGCGUUAUGUCCUGGAAUUAAUAACCAGCGGUACUGGUGUGAGACAGGCCACUGCUGUGGGGAGACUGGCUGCUGCACGUACUUUUAUGAGCUGUGGUGGUUCUGGCUCCUCUGGACUCUGCUGAUCAUCUUCAGCUGUUGUUGUGCUUAUCGCCAUCGCAGGAGCAAACUCCGUAUCCAGCAGCAGCAGCGGCAACAGGAGAUUAAUCUCAUUGCUUACCAUGGGGCCUGUCACUUCCCAGGCUCAGCUCGAGACCAGAGACUAUUGGCUUCCUUCAAGCUUCCUGCAUAUGAGGAGGCGUCAGCCCAGCCGAGCACUCCUCCCCCCUCCUACACUUCAAUCCAGUGCCCAGGGAUUAGGGCUGCGCUGAGCACUUCAUUCAGCUCCAAUGACUUCACCAGCUCUCCCCAGAGCAACCCUAUCUCAGGCUCCACUGACUCUGUGCCCGGAACCCCAAGCCCCAGCUCUGACCAGCCCACUGAAGAUGUUAACGUUGCUGUGUCACAAGCAUGUCCCUGCAGCCCAGAGGUAGAGCAGAGCUGGGAGGAAGAGGAGGAUGAGAGUCAUUCCAGACACCGGCGGCUCACUGGAGAUUCUGGUAUUGAGGUGUGCCAUUGCCUUAUUCAUGCAGAUGACAGUGAGGACUGUGCUGAAGCUGGCAGGAACUACCAGCAUGACCAAACAGCUUCUGUUGAACUGCACACUGCCCCACUCCACCCUGCCAAUUCUGCCAUUUCAUGUGCCUGCCAGCUUCCUCAGGAAACCCUGGCUCACAUCCUUCCUGUUUGAAGGGAACAAAAGAUUAGGAAGCCAGACAACAUGUUUGAUCAAGACUAAAAUCCCUUGGACUGUGGGAUCAAGGAGUGACUAAACCUUUUCAUCUUUGGUUAGACUAUGAAUGUUACUCCAUAUUGAAACUACUAACCCAUAGCCGUUGUGAGUGCUGAACUUCAAAGGAAAUCAUUGUCUCAUUGUCUGUGUCUCUAACCCUGUCUCCUCAGAACGUCUCUUCAUUCUGUCUGUUUCAGAUCCAUGUUCACAUACGGAGACAUUGGUCUCUAAGGUCUUCCACUGCAGGGAGUCAAAUCGUUCCCUGGCCUGAAGACCAAGAUCCAUGUCAGUGAUUUAAGAGAGAAGUUUGUGUUUACUUGACUUUCAAUGAUUCUGUUGCGGGUUAGUAGGGAAGAUUUGAUUUAAUCUCCAGUUUGCAAACUCUGAUCAUCUGAAAAUCUGAUUAAAGGGAGUUGAAGUUUGAGAGAUGAGUAAGGGCUGCUGUUGGAAAAUGAAUCUUGAUGGAUUCAACACAAUAGUUUGGAAGCCUCCGAGCUGGGAGGGGAGAGAAGAAAUCUUCCCUCCCCACAACAGAGUGAGCAAUCGUCAGACGAGAAUGUUGCUAUUUCUGUUAACUUCAUCUGAGUACAUUUUACUUCUAGGUUAUUGCUUUAGGAAUUGACCUUGAAUGUCAGGGAUAUCUUUUUGCUCAGUAGUUUUAAAGAUCCAAGUAAAUGGCUUUGGAAAAUUCCAAAGAUUGUGGUGCAGAGACCAUCUGCUCAUUAAAGACAACAAAAUGUGAGGCUGGAUGAACACAGCAGGCCAAGCAGCAUCUCAGCCGAUAUGUCCCACUCUGCAAUAGGUUACUGGUAGAGAGAAAGCACUGUCUAAAAAGUUAGUGGUAGAGGAUUCAAACUUUUAAAAGGAAGUACUUGAAAGAAUAACUUUGCAGAACUGCAAAAGUGUAAUGAGUUGAAUUAAUUAGAACUUACAAAGAGCUAGCACAUCAGCCAAAUGGUCUCCUCUUGGUCUAUCUACUUCUGUUGUAUAAUAAAAACUGAAAAAACUGUGGAUGCUGUAAAUCAGGAACAAAAAUUAAAGUUGCUGGAAAAGCUCAGCAGGUCUGGCGGAAAUGUUAACUGAUUUGUUUUCACAAAUGCUGCCAGACCUGUUGAGUUUUUCCAGCAACUUGGGUUUUUGUUCCUUCUGUUGUAUAUUGCUGUCACUCAUGCAGAGAUAGCAGCUGCUAUUUUACCCUCUUCUCAUCCCCUCUGUCCUGGUUGUGGUUACUACUUUAAUACACAGCAAGGAGGGAUGGACAACACCUGCUUCGUUGCCCAUUGUCAUAAGUGUGACAUAUGUAAAUAUUUCAUUUAUGAUCUCAGGAUAUCCUAAAGUGCUUUACAGCUAAUAAAGUACUUUUGAAUGUAGUUCCUGUUAAAGUGGCAGCUAAUUUGAGCACAGCAAGAACUCAACAAACCAGUGCUGAUUAAUGGAUAAAUGACUCUCUUCCUCUUCAUGUUAGAUGGUCUGCAUUGCCCCUUGUGGGCUUUACUUGUGUAGCCUAUUAAAUACUUACAAGCGCUUACUAGGGGGGAUUAAUAGGAUAAAAGCAAAAGUGUCAGCAAUUUUUCUGGUGGGAAAGAAACAUAGUUGCAGAAAAAAUGAAGGAUAAAUGUUAACUAGAAGUCUGUUGAACUCACUUGCUUUUUUAAGCCAUGGAAUCUUCAGUAUCCAUCUAAUAUAGCUAUCUGAUUCACUAGUGUUCUUACAGUGGAUAAAAUCUGCUGUUUGUACAUGAUCUGGCCUACAUGUGACUCUGGACUCUCAGUAAGCCCCUGUUCAAGGGCAGAGAUGGUCAACAGAUGAUGCCCCUGUCUAGUGAUACCUAACAACCCCAGAAUCAGCCUAGGUUUAAACACCCUAUGUCCUUAUAUGUUAUCAUCUGCCUGUACUGCUUGCAAAACAAAAUUCUUCACUGUAUUCAGGUAUAUGUGACAACAACAAAUCAAAUUGUGGACUCUCAUCAAGUGAGCAGGACAUGACCGGUAACCUUUUAACUCAAAGGAAUUCACUCACCACUGCAACUAGAGUGAAAAACUGUCAGCUGAGUGAGUUGUCAUUGCGAACAGGGCAAAGUUGCCUCCCUCUUCAUGUGCUAACUGCAUGAGAGCCAAAAGGUAACUCUGGUCAAAGAGUGAGAACGUCAGAGCUGAAUAGCACAGAAACUGACCCUUUGGUCCAACUUGUCCAUGCUGACCAAAUAUCGAAACUAAUCUGUUUCCUGUUUGUCAGCAUUUGGCCCAUAUUCCACUAAAUACUUCCUCUUCAUGUAUCCAUCCAGCUGGCUUUUAAAUGUUGCACCCACCUCCACUACUUCUUUCAGCAGCUCAUUUCAUAUAUGCACCACCCUCAGUGUGAAAAAAUGCCCUCUUGGUUGAACUCCCAUAGCCUAAAGAAAAGACCUUAGCUAUUCACAUCCAUGCCCUUAGUGAUUUUAUAAAAACCUCUAAAGGUCACCCCUCAGCUUAAACCCUCCAGCCCUGACAACAUCCUUGUAAAUCUUUUCGGAACCCUUUCAAGUUUCACAAUGUCCUUCAUCGAGCAGAGAGUGCAGAACUGCACACUAGUCCAAAAGGAGCAAAACCAAUAUCAUGCACAGCUGCAACAUAACCUCCUUAUUCCUGUACUCAAUGCACUGACCAGUGAAAGGGAAGUGUACCAAACACCUUAUUCACUAUCCCAUCUACCUGCAACUCUUUUAUGGAACUGAGGUUCAGCAACACCUCCCACCACCAUUGUGUAUAAGCCAUGCCCUGAUUUGCUUUUCCAGAAUGCAGUGCCUCAUUUAUCCAAAUUAAACUCCAUCUGCCACUCCUCAGCCCAUUGGCACAACAAAAAGCAGUAGAAUUCAUCGAUCCUUGCAGCACUCUACUGGACACAGGCCUCUAGUCUGAAAAGCAACCACCACCCUGUCUCUUCUAGGGGUAGUUCUCCCUGUAUUCAUGUGAUCUGACCUUGCUAAUCAGUCUGCCAUGAGGAACCUUGUUGAGCACAUUACUGAAGUCUACCUAGAUCAUGUCCACCACUCUGCCCUCAUCAAUCCUCUGUUACUACUUUAAUCAAGUUAGUGAGACAUGAUUGCUCAUGGACAUCCCUGCUAAAAUUCUUCAGGGUAGUGGCUUACACCCAAAUAACUUCAGCUGCUGUAUCAAUGACCUUCCCUCCAUAUGUCAGAAGCACGAUGAUCAGCAGUCGUCUUUUCAGUUGAUAAAGCAGUACUUUGCUGAGCAAGGAUUCUACAACACACUAAGGUAAAAUGCUAUUGGCUUGAUGAGGUAUGUUCAAGAAGCUUGACAGAUGACAAGACAUAGUUCCUAGAAAUUAUAAUGAUGCUUAAUAGGAUUAGGGUGACUAUUUGAGUUCUCUAUACAGAAGACAGAACUAAUCCACACAUUUAUAAGUUACAUUUACAGAUCAAUUUGGUUAUCUGGGGAGGUAAUGGCCUAGUGGUAUUGUCACUGGACUGUUAAUCAAGAGACCCAGAUAACAUUCUGGGGACCGAGGUUCAAAUCCUAACACAACGGGUGGUGGAGUUUGAAUUAAAAACAAAAUCUGGAGCAAAGAAUCUAAUGAUGACCAUGAAUGCACUGUUGAUUGUCAGAAAAACCCAUCUGGUUCACUGAGGUCCUUUAGGAAAGGAAACUGCCAUCCUACCUUGGUCUGGCCUACAUGUCACUCCAGACCCACAGCAAUGUGGACUCUUAAAUGCCCUCUGGGCAAUUAGGGAUGGACAAUAAAUGCUGCCUGGUCAGUGAUACCCUCAUCUUGUUUAUGAAUAAAGAAAAAAAUCUGCUGCA